ACUGGGCCGGUUAUGGGGCUUCAACGAACAGUACCAGGAAUUUUGCCUCAGGGAAUCCAACAAUGCGGUACGAAUCUGAAUAAGAUGACAAAGCGUUCGGUCGGUCGAUUCACUUCGCUGGUAAUGAUUCCAUGGCUGUGAGGAAAUUAGGUGGCCAGCCACAAACCUGGGGGGCUAGCAUCAACUAGGGGUCCCGUGGCAGCGGUACGCCGCCAAAACCGAGACCAGACAUACCUCGAGAUAUGAAGAAAGGGAAUUAUCAGGUCGACAAUUGAACAAGGAGCCCAAAGGCAUGGUUUGAUUGUGAGGGCUCUACUGCUGCGACCGACCGCUUUGGAGAUUGGUAAAAUCAGCGUCGUCAUUGGCGUAUCAUGCAUCCAUCUCAGCAUGCAUUUUGCUGAUGCAAAGACUAAUGUACCUAGCCAGACAUUCAGAGCACGUUCGUCGCACCAACAAAUUCUGACGACAAGCCUCCCCCACACACCCCGUCGGGGUCCCACAUCAAUCACCUACUGUAGCUCCAGUUUGGCUAGAGUUGCUGGUCUUGACUCUAGCUCCCUUUUAGCCCCGGCGAAAACCGCUAUGCACGCAAUCAACCCGAAAGCACAAGCCAUUGAUUGAUUGACUUGACUGCCGAGCUAAUCUGGGCAAUCCUUCCUAGAAAUCAAUAGACAACAGCUCUUGAAUAAGUUGGAUUUUUAUUCCACUUCUAAUUUCGACAGUCCCUUCGUGUCUCUAAUCAUAGACCAUUUCAUCAAUCUGCGUUCGACUUUGCGAUUGAUUGCAGCUAACAGGCCUUCAUUACCACACCUGACCGCACCGUACAGCAAGGGCUCGCCCUAUAACCAAUCCUGCAUCGGGUUUCUUGUCACUGUAGCCACCACCACUUUCCCUUCAACAUUACCCCAACUGUGCGGCUUGCCCGGCGGCGGGUAAUCACACACUCCAGCUUUUGCAGCCCUCGGGCCGGGUGACAGUACUGCCCGAAAGCCUGACGAGGGCGUACGGGGGGAGAAGGGGAAAAUAUAGCAAGGAAAGUCACGCACGAGGGCGCCACAAGAAAGAGAGAAAAACAAGUAACAGUAGCAGCUGCGCCAGAAGCAGCCGACAGCCACCUCCAAAAUCAAAGUACCCCCCAAGUCCUCAAGUAUACCAAUCAACCAAUGGCCAAGGACAACAGAGACCGUGACAAUAGCGACGCCGCCUCGUCUAGCCAAUCAAAGCGACCCGCGCUGAACCAUCGCGACACCAGCGACUCCCAAUUCAGCGACCAUGCAGGAGGACAACAUGGCCCCCAGCAGCAGCAGCAUUACGCCCCAGCCACCCGCGUAAAGUCUCAUCAGAAGCACGUCGUUGGAGGUGGCACUGGAAGGCUGCACGGCCGUGUCCCCUCAUCCAAGGCUCUUCACAAGAAUCAAAAUCAUCAUGCCAUUGGCCCCUCCAACGCGAAGCCCAGCAGACGUCAAUCCUCCCCCGCCGAUUACGAUCUGGAUCGACCAGCGUUCCCGCCCACAACGACAAACGCUUCAAACUCCAACUCUCAGCGGCGCAGUUCCUCCGACCUUCGACUAUCCAGCAACAGUUCCGGCACGAGCUUGAGGAAAAAUCAAUCCACUUUAAGCCUCAAGCGCAACCGCUCGCAUACGGACAUUGUGGUAAAGCGCGGUAGCAAACACAGCGCAGCGGCCCUCAAGCGCUCUCACUCCAAUCCAGGGAAUGUAAUCAAGAAACAGGUCAACAAAAAUCAGGUUCACUUUGAUCUUGGAACAGACGGCCAGGACGACGAAGACGACGACGGCGACGAGUGGGUUGAUGCGAGCUCUUCCGCGUCCCCCUACAUAUCACGUCGUGGAUCGGUCGCCAGCGUGGCCCAGGCCUCCGCCGCAUCCAGGCUGGACGGCCCCGAUAAGCCCGAGGCUUCUGUACCAGGGCAUCAAAGUCCGCGCCACCCCAAUUUGCCUACGCACCCACGGGUGGCGUCUGCAUCCUCCCAACAUUAUCAUUUCCCGACGUCAAAGCUACUGCAUACUCUAUCCUCAAACCAAGCCGAACCCAAAAUGUCGACAGAUACAGCGACGGCUCAGCCGGCCUCUGUUUCUUCUUCGCAAAAUCGACAGCAACAGCUCAGAUCCGAAUCGCUGCCCCGUCCAGAUUCCUCCGCCUCCAACCUCUCUGCAGAAGCUGAGCUGGCAGCAGCUGCGCAAAGACGUAUGAUGGUAGGCGGAAGCAGCAGUGGCGGCGUCGACAUGACCUCUCGCUUCGUAACGACCGGCUCGUCCGGCCACCCUAGUUCUCAGGGGACCUUGUUUGCAGCGGACCCGCGCAUCUCAAGGCAUCAGGAUGGCGACAGCCCAGCUCCAAGUCGCUCGAGGUCUACUGGCGCAAUGAGCGAGUUGCGCCGAGAUGCAUCACUCGGGAAAUCAAAUGGUUCCCGGCCGAGUGAGGAAGGGUUGUCUUUGACGUCUGAUGAUGAGGCGGGUGGUGUGACCAAUGUAUCCAACAGAGCAUCGGCUUCAUCCUCAAGAACUCGCGUGCAAUCAGCUACCAACUCAUCGAUAGGAUUCACUGUUCCUCCAGCAGAGAAGAGCCGUACGCAACAGAAACUCAACCUCCAAAGGGCAAGCUCUACACUAGAGCCUGGCCAUAUUCAUCAUCCUGGAAGCGUAGUGACUGGACCACUGGUGGGAGGUGCGGGCUAUGAUGCACGUGACCCCCGCGUCGGGAAGUUGCUGGAACGAACCGGCAUGGAAUAUCUGGUUGUGCGACGAUAUCAAAACCCAGUCGCCCGCAGCAUUACCCGGCUGUCGUUGCUAUCCAGUGCGAACAACAGCCGCCGUAUACCACAUGCAAACGGACAGUCAAAAACAAACCACACCCGGAACGCCUCUGACUAUAUCAGCGGAGCUGCAUCUCGACUGAGCCAGAGCUUCAAGGAGUCAGACGCCCCGAUCCAGUCUGCAUCCUCUGCCGCGCUUAACAAUCUCCGCCAGCAGCAACGACCGAGUGGUCCAAAACGGGCUUUCUCGGCGGUUCGAGCCAACCGAAACUCGUCAGAAAUUGAUACGGAAGAUGGAGGGUCGCGAUAUGGAAUGAACGCCGGACAACGAGCUGGUGCUAGUCUCGGUGGUGCUGAUGGCGAAUCCACUGCGGCGCUACUUAGGAACCUGUGGGAGAAGAACAUGGAUCUCAGCGCCAGCCAGGACUAGGGUACUGAUUGCAGGGAGACCAUGUUUGUUCUCCCGAGAGGUCUUGACUGACAAAUAGGGGGUGCCUUAAUGUGGCAUAUGCUGCAGUUGGUCCGUACUCCCGCGGCGCUUCGCUCGGUGUUGAUUGGUGGGUUGGACCAGGUAAUAAAGUAUGACACUGGUACGGGGACGAUAUUAUGAUGUUUUAAUGCCUCUGCUUCACCUGUACCUAAUUUCCUAAUCAUGCUGGCUGUAUAUGCUGGCGUCAGAAUUCAACCUGUCUUUGGGUCUUGAAGCUUUGAUUUAGGAAACAAGACCGGUUAAGGUUCAACUUGGCCUCGGCGGACAGACUUUUGGCAAGACUUGGACUUGGUUGGGGUUGGAAUUUUAUACUGCCAUUCCCAGCGGUUCAGCGCUAUAGCCUGGGCUGACAAGGUAGCGAUUUUCUUGGUGAUACGAGGGCGCGAAAUCAACUUGAUGCCCCUCUGGGAGACUUUAGGGUGCUGGCUUCACCUUCUGCUUCACCAAAGCAGAUGAUCCAGAUCAACACCCAUCUUGUUGUACUGGCCAGAAAUAUGUAUAUUACAAACCUAAUAUAUGCUUAGGUUUUCUUGUUACUCGUUGGAAACUCUGUUAGAGUAGAACGAGAGGACAGUGGAGCGGCGAUAACCUAAUUACUUGGCCAACAUUGCCAACCAUAUAGUUACGUGUGUCAGUAAUUGAACUUGAGUACAAAUU
Pyricularia oryzae 70-15 is the source of this 3923-nucleotide messenger RNA. RefSeq lists its product as uncharacterized. The record is from RefSeq and is a predicted model, not a curated record. The coding region runs from base 1164 to 3206 and encodes 680 amino acids. The transcript is spliced from 2 exons. Gene Ontology annotation, cellular component: fungal-type vacuole membrane; TORC1 complex. Lineage: Eukaryota; Fungi; Ascomycota; Sordariomycetes; Magnaporthales; Pyriculariaceae.